Vitis riparia (riverbank grape) is the source of this 642-nucleotide messenger RNA. RefSeq names its product cytochrome P450 CYP72A219-like. Lineage: Eukaryota; Viridiplantae; Streptophyta; Magnoliopsida; Vitales; Vitaceae. The transcript has 3 exons. The record is from RefSeq and is a predicted model, not a curated record. The coding region runs from base 1 to 573 and encodes 190 amino acids. Gene Ontology annotation, molecular function: heme binding; oxidoreductase activity, acting on paired donors, with incorporation or reduction of molecular oxygen; monooxygenase activity.
AUGAAGCUUAGCUCAGUUGCUGUUUCCUUUGCUUUUAUUACUCUCCUAAUAUUUGUAUGGAGGUUAUUGAAUUGGGUGUGGUUGAGACCAAAGAAGCUAGAGAGAUGCCUUAGGCAGCAAGGUCUGACUGGAAAUUCCUACAGGUUGUUGCAUGGGGAUUUUAGAGAGAUGUCGAGGAUGAAUAACGAAGCAAAUUCCGGACCCAUCAGCUUCUCUGAUGAUAUUGUGAAGCGAGUUCUACCAUUUUUUAAUCAUUCCAUCCAGAAAUAUGGUAAAAACAGUUUUACAUGGUUGGGCCCAAAACCAGUGGUAAACAUUAUGGAGCCUGAGCUGAUAAGGGAUGUUCUCUUAAAGCACAAUGUCUUUCAAAAACCACCGCCGCACCCUCUCAGCAAGCUGCUGGCUACUGGUGUUGUUGCGUUGGAAGGUGAACAAUGGACUAAACGUAGAAAGAUCAUAAACCCAGCUUUCCAUCUAGAAAAGUUGAAGCCAGCCAAACUCACUGGGAUGCUCAGAGUUUUGAGGUACCCAAGCACUACAUGGAUUUUUAUGAGACAUCUUGGUCUAUCAUAAGUGCUGGACGUGUUAGAAAAACUUGAAAAAAAAAAUCAUUGAUAAUAAAGUGUUCACUAUUGAUCUUGA